AUGUCUGUCUUUACCUAUCUACACGUAUUUUUCUGUAACUGUCUAUCUUUUGCGAUCUAUCCACUCCUAUAUCACUUUCUUUCUCUACCCCUCUUUGUAAGUCUAUAUCUCUUUCUCUCUCUAUCCCUCUUUAUAAGCUUUUAUCUCUUUCUUUCUCUAUACUUUUUUGCAAGUCUAUAUUUCUUUCUCUCUCUAUGCUUGUUUGUAAGCCUAUACUUCUUUCUCUCUCUAUCCCUCUUUGUAAGCCUAUAUCUCUUUCUCUCUCUACCCCCCUUUGUAAGCCUAUAUCUCUUUCCCUCUCUAUCACUCUUUAUACUCUUUUAUCUCUUUCUUUCUCUAUACUUCUUUGUAAGUCUAUAUUUCUUUCUCUCUCUCUAUCCUUCUUUGUAUGUUGAUCUCUUUGACUCCUCCCCUUAUUUUAUGUUUCUAUUUUUCUCUCUAACCAUUACUCUAUGUUUUUCUUCCUUUUGUUCUCUAUUGCUCUUCGUUUGUCUGUCUCUCUUUCAGUCACUUUCUUUUUGUCAGGACAAAGAAAGGAUCGUUCGCAUUGGCUCUCUCUUUUCUCUCUCUCUCUCUCUCUCUCUCUCUCUCUCUCUCUCUCUCUACGCCUCAUUGUUGGUCUCUCUUAUCUUCUCUAUCUAUCUUUCUGUACGUUUCUCUUUACAUGUCUGUCUCUCUUUUACUCUCUAUUCCGUCCCUCUUUCACUCUCUAUCCCUCGUUGUAUGUGUGUCUCUCUCUUCCGCUCUCUAUCACCCUUUGUAUAUCUGUCUCUCUUUCACUCUCUACCUCUCAUUCUUAGUUUCUCUAUCUCUCUUUCUAUGCCUUUCUUUCUUUCGUUCUAUGUCCCUCUAUGCAUGUCUGUCUCUCUUUUUUAUCUUUUUUGUAUCUCUCGUUCUCUAUCCUUUUUCUUUUUGUAUACCUGUCUCUCUUUCACUCUCUGUAUGUCUCUCUUUCACUCUCUGUAUGUCUCUCUUUCACUCUCUGUACGUCUCUCUUUCACUCUCUGUACGUCUCACUUUCACUCUUUAUUCUUAUUUGUUCGUCUGCCGGAUAUUAAAGGAAGCAGUAAAUAG
This is a messenger RNA of Acanthosepion pharaonis, 1074 nucleotides long. The record is from the annotation of a GenBank genome assembly. NCBI's taxonomy places the organism in Eukaryota, Metazoa, Mollusca, Cephalopoda, Sepiida, Sepiidae.